GAGGGCAUUACGUGUCACAUUAGUAAGCGGUGUGAAUGAAGUUACUCGUCUACUUUGUUGUCUUGUCUUAUUUUCUCGUAGUCAUACAUAAAUCUCGAUCACAUACUCAUUUUACACAAUAAUCUCUUCCAUGGCUUCCCUCAAUCUCCUUCCUAACCCCUCAACUUCUCUCUCUCGCUCCCUUCCAUUUUCUUCUUCUUCUUCUCCUUCUUCGUCUUCUUGUUUCUAUCCAAGAGGUUUUGUUCCUCGUCGCAAUUUCCACGCUUUCACUCCAAAAGGUAACAACCAUCUUAAGCCAUUCCUCGUUGUCAAAUCUGCUGUUGAUGAGGCCCCUGUCGCUGAACCUCUUCCAUUUCCUUUUGGGGAAUCUAUCUCCUCCUUGAAGCUCAAUCUUCUGAGUGCUGUUUCUGGACUAAAUAGAGGUCUCGCUGCAAAUGAAGAAGACCUAGAAAAGGCAGAUGCUGCUGCUAAGAAACUUGAAGCUGCCGGAGGAUUAGUAGACCUUGGAGAUGACCUAGACAAAUUGCAAGGAAGAUGGAAACUGAUAUAUAGCAGCGCAUUCUCCUCUCGUACUCUAGGUGGGAGCCGUCCUGGACCUCCCACAGGAAGACUCCUUCCUAUAACUCUUGGACAGGUUUUUCAACGAAUUGACAUCUUAAGCAAAGAUUUUGAUAAUAUAGUGGAGCUUCAGUUGGGUGCUCCAUGGCCUCUACCACCGCUCGAAGUAACAGCCACAUUAGCUCACAAAUUUGAACUCAUAGGAUCUUCAAAGAUCAAGAUAAUAUUUGAGAAAACUACUGUGAAGACAACUGGGAAUUUUUCACAGUUGCCACCAUUUGAUGUACCUCGAAUUCCAGAUGCAUUUAGGCCAUCGUCUAAUAAAGGAAGUAGUGACUUUGAAGUUACAUAUCUCGAUGCGGAUUUCCGCGUCACCAGAGGAGAUAAAGGCGAGCUAAGGGUCUUUGUGAUUUCAUAAGUUCUUGGUUUUUGAUCCAACUCCGGUGCCUGUCAUCUUUUUGUUUUCGCUUUUCUGAUAGUAUUGUCUUGCUAUAUAUAUUCUUCAAUAUUGUAACAUCGAUAUACCUGACCUACACUAUGGAGCUCCAAGGGAACAGUGUACUUUUGUUUUAGUACAACAUAUUGAAUCUUAAAGGAAUAUUUGUAUAUAGGUCUUCGUAACAUAUGGAUGAUGAUAUAAGCUGUUGAGAGAACUCCUUUUCAGUUUCGGUCUCCAAUUCCUUUGAAAUAAAGUUCUAUUUUGAGAUCUAA
Molecule: messenger RNA, 1269 nt
Organism: Cicer arietinum (chickpea)
Lineage: Eukaryota; Viridiplantae; Streptophyta; Magnoliopsida; Fabales; Fabaceae
Product: plastid-lipid-associated protein 6, chloroplastic
Source: RefSeq, a predicted model, not a curated record